AUGCUACGACAGAAAAACCAAUCGGUGAAAAAACCUAAUGAUCCAAGUUUUCAUUCUAUUCCUGUUAAAUUGACUACAACCUUACGUAACGAUCAAUUCCUUCGAUGUGAUACAGGACUGAGAGAGGACCGAAUCUUGAUAUGCGCAAGUGAUGAACAAGCCGAUAUACUGCAAGAUGCUGAAGAACUUCUGGUCGACGGAACAUUUCAAAUCGUUCCUGAAAUCUCUUAUCCACUCUAUAUUAUCCAUGGUGUAUUUCGUGAUCAUGGGAUUCCAUUAGUUUUCGUCUUAUUACGUCAAAAAACUGCUGAAACCUCUAAACGUCUUAUCGAUGAAACAGCAAUUGUUGCACCUCGUUGGUUUCCUCGCCCUAUCAUGCUCGAUUUCGAGCAAUCUUCCAUCAGGUCAUUCAAAGCAGCAUUUUCUACUAUCCUGUUAUUUGGUUGCUAUUUCCAUUUACGACAAAGUAUCCGUCGAAAACUGCAGGUGGGACGACUUCGAUCAAAUCGCACUCAACGAAAUCCUCUAUCUCCAAUCUCUCUUUGGGAUGUGCAUACCAGAACAAGUCAAUCUACGAUGCGAACCAAUAAUUCAGCUGAGGCUUACCAUCGACGAAUUGACGCAGUUUUCGAUUGCACACAUCCAACACUUUGGAUCUUUUUUGAAAAAUUAAUUCGUGUAGAAAAAAAUAUUCGUGCGGAUAUUCCUCAAGUAUGCGCUGGUCAACAAUCAAAGAAGAGAAAAUUGAAUGAACGGCUUGAGCGGCGAUCAUUGAAUCUGCUGUCGAAUCAUCACCAAGAUACUUCGGUAAAAAUCAAUGCGAUAAUGAGUUCAAUAUUUCUUUCAAAUAGAAUUGAGAAAAAAUCUUUUAGUGUGGUUAAUAGUGUGCUGAUUGAUCAAUGCGCUUAUCUUUCCCAUGCUCAGCGUUUACUCUUCUCGCUGGAAGGUUAA
This is a messenger RNA of Adineta ricciae, 951 nucleotides long. Lineage: Eukaryota; Metazoa; Rotifera; Eurotatoria; Adinetida; Adinetidae. The record is from the annotation of a GenBank genome assembly.